GGAAGCGCACCGGUCCCGGCGGGGCGGCCGCGGACAUGUGCAGGAUGUCGUUCAAGAAGGAAACCCCACUUGCCAACGCGGUGUUCUGGGCAGCGAGGAGGGGCAACUUGGCUCUGCUCCGGCUGCUGCUGAACAGUGGCCGAGUGGACGUGGACUGCAGGGACAGUCACGGCACAACGCUCCUCAUGGUUGCCUCCUAUGCUGGCCACAUAGGCUGUGUGAGGGAGCUCGUCCUGCAGGGAGCUGACAUCAAUCUCCAGAGAGAGUCAGGUACAACUGCCCUGUUCUUUGCUGCUCAACAAGGACAUAAUGAUGUCGUGAGAUUUCUCUUUGAAUUUGGAGCAUCCACUGAAUUUAGGACCAAAGAUGGGGGCACUGCCCUGCUGGCCGCCAGUCAGUAUGGGCACAUGAAGGUGGUGGAGACCUUGCUGAAGCACGGAGCCAACAUCCACGACCAACUUUAUGAUGGAGCCACCGCACUCUUCCUAGCUGCUCAAGGUGGUUAUUUGGAUGUGAUUCGAUUACUGUUGUCCUCGGGAGCAAAAGUCAACCAGCCGAGGCAGGACGGCACGGCGCCGCUGUGGAUCGCGUCGCAGAUGGGCCACAGCGAGGUGGUACGGGUGAUGCUGCUGCGCGGAGCCGACCGCGACGCCGCCCGCCACGAUGGUACAACAGCAUUACUGAAAGCAGCCAACAAAGGGUAUAAUGAUGUUAUAAAAGAGUUGCUGAAAUUCUCACCCACCCUCGGUAUUUUGAAGAAUGGGACCUCGGCACUCCACGUGGCAGUGCUCAGCGGAAAUAUUAAGGCAGUUGCGCUGCUCCUGGAAGCAGGGGCAGACCCCGCCCUGAGAAACAAGGCCAAUGAACUUCCAGCAGAACUAACCAAAAAUGAACGUAUAUUGCAUCUCCUCCGAAGUAAAGAAGGACACAGGAAGAGCUAACUUAGUUUCAUAUUCGACUGAAAGAUAGAAACCUUCAUCAUAUUGUCCAAAAAGAAAUUGCUUUUCAAAUAGUGUUGACUAUUCCUAGAAGGAAGAAAACGCCCAGAAUGCCCAUGCUGGGUCCCUGACCAAGAAGAGCUGUGCUAUGUGCCCUGACUCAAGAGCAGAGCAGCUCAGGGACCCCUUCCUCUCAUGUACUGGGCUUCUCACACUGGCCUGUAGCCCCACUCCAGGGGGCCUGGCAUGUUCGUGGAUUCCACAGAAACUCGUUUUAAACUACAUCAACUUGGGUCUUUCAGCUAAACUCUAAGAUAGAGUUAAACCCUCUGUCUUAAAAAUAGAAACAGAAAGGAAACAGAAAGCUUUGUUCCUUUAAAAAGACUGAAAGUCUGACCUUCAGUGAAUUGGUGCACUUUUGCUUUUGUGUUAAAUGUAUGUGUGCUCAAAGAUAUGUAUUUUACAUAUAUGUCAUUCCAGUGUAAAAUGUUCUCCUCUAUGAAUCAAUAAUGUAUAAAGUUAUAUUAUUGAAAAGCCACUUCUGACAUUCCACCAUGUGCUUUUCAAAGAUGGACUGUUGAACUAUAAAAAAAAGAAAAAUUGUUCAUUUUUACCUGGAGUCAAUGUUGUAGGUAUGAUAGGAUACAAGUGGCAAAUUUGGAAAUUCAGAAAAUUACAAACCACAAGAAAUGUAGGCUUGUCUCUUCGAACCGUUACUUUGGGUCUAUUGCUGGGAAUCUAUUUCCUGUGCCGUAACUAAGUAGACUUAAUAUGCUGUGGAAUCUUGA
Molecule: messenger RNA, 1726 nt
Organism: Physeter macrocephalus (sperm whale)
Lineage: Eukaryota; Metazoa; Chordata; Mammalia; Artiodactyla; Physeteridae
Gene: ANKRD29
Product: ankyrin repeat domain 29
Exons: 10
Coding region: 36-941 (301 amino acids)
Molecular function (GO): protein binding
Source: RefSeq, a predicted model, not a curated record